AUGAUCCAAGGCUGCGUGGGCUGUAACGAAUGGCAGAACUUCGCUGCGAUCAGGGCUGUCUACGAUUCGACAACUGAAGGAACCGUUCCUCUUCUCAGCGCUGACAACACUACCCUUCUCACUGAGAAGACGCGAAUUCUGGAGCGAUGGGCCGAGCACUUUAGAGGCGUCCUCAACUGUCCCUCCACCAUCUCCGACUCCGCCAUCGCCCGUCUGCCUCAGGUGGAGAUCAACGCCGACCUCGGUCUCCCGCCCUAUUCCCACAAAACCAUCAGGGUCAUGCAGCAGUUUUCCAUCUGGAAAACGUCCGGAUCGGACGCGAUCACUGCUGAGAUUGAAAAGCGUGGUGGACGCCAACUUCUGACAGCCCCCUUUCAGGGAAAAUUUCCUCAGGGACGCCACAAUCAUCCAUCUCAACAAGCGGAAAGGCAACCAACAGCUCUGCGACGAUCAUUGAGGCAUCUCCUUGCUGAAUAUCGCCGGGAAAAUAUUUGCUCGCAUCCUCCUCAAUUGUUUAAACAACCACCUCGAACAAGGUCUUCUGCCGGAAAGCCAGUGAGGCUUCCGACGUCAUCGUGGGACCACAGACAUGAUCUUCGCAGCCUGCCAACUUCAGGAGAAGUGCCAGGAAACGCGGACCCACCUGUACUCUACAUUUUUGGAUCUGACGAAAGCCCUAGACACGGUAAAUCACGAAGGACUGUGUAA
Molecule: messenger RNA, 708 nt
Organism: Spirometra erinaceieuropaei
Lineage: Eukaryota; Metazoa; Platyhelminthes; Cestoda; Diphyllobothriidea; Diphyllobothriidae
Source: the annotation of a GenBank genome assembly